AUGUGGUACGCCUACCGCAUGGACAUCGAGGCCUUUGGCAAAAGGCCCGACAUGAUCGCACCCGAUUGUCUCGGCACCGUCCCCGACGGGACCUGCUACUUCGACGAAUUCGUCGACUACCUACAAAGAGACGGCAAACACCUGGACGCGGGCCAAAAGACCUCGGCCGGCAAGUACUUCUGGCCCGACGCCGUCGUCAUGGCCAAGGAGCUCGGCACCCUCAAGUCCAACGGCGCCGACUUUGUCCCGAACCAGGACCCCCAGAAGAUCUUCAAGGCGGGCACCUUCACCAAUCCCAACCCGCGCCUCAGCGAUAUCUUGGAGCUCAUCACGGAUAGGAUCCAGGCUGCCCGUGUGAAGCUGGGUGAUGACGCCCUCUCCGAUGGCCUCUUUGAGGCCCGCACGGCCAUGACGGGCGUGCAUGAGGCCCGUCUCGCGGAUAACGGCCAGGGCUUGAUUGAUACGAUCAAUGACUACCUGAGGGACGUGAAGGGGUCCUCGACCACGGUGGAGACUAAGACCCCGACGGCGCUGGACGGGUCGACGUACCUCGAUGUCGACGUCGACAAGACAAAGGCCAAAGACCCGGCAUUUGCAGGGCACUGGGCCGACUUCCAGCAGUGGCUGGGGCAGCAGAAGAGGACCAACAAGACGAAGCUGGGUCAGGUCCGGAUGCAUUGGGAUGCGGCCCAGGGGGUGCAGCAGGUGGAGGCCCGUGUUUACGGGGCUAGUUCGUGCUAG
Molecule: messenger RNA, 741 nt
Organism: Aspergillus thermomutatus
Lineage: Eukaryota; Fungi; Ascomycota; Eurotiomycetes; Eurotiales; Aspergillaceae
Exons: 1
Coding region: 1-741 (246 amino acids)
Source: RefSeq, a predicted model, not a curated record